This is a messenger RNA of Peronospora belbahrii, 417 nucleotides long. NCBI's taxonomy places the organism in Eukaryota, Oomycota, Peronosporomycetes, Peronosporales, Peronosporaceae. The record is from the annotation of a GenBank genome assembly.
AUGUUGCCGGAUAUGAAGGUUCUUAAAUACGACCUGCGCCUGGCGUUUGAGCCUCCGCAUGAUGAGCAAACACCGCUCGGCUUUCUUGGCGCUAAAUUAGUGUCGCCAGUCGAGGCUGGAAUAUAUCCAGCAAGCAAGGCACCUGGCGUCCUGCGUCGCCACCAAUUUGAUCGAUACGAUGACACGAUUCCACGUGUUAGUCACGGUGAUGGACGCUGGACAUCAGCGUUUUUAUUUGACGCAAAAGCUUUUUACGUUUUGAAGAGGCAUUUUGCAAUCACGUUACUCGAAGAAUUCAGUGUCAUGGCUUCGCGUAUGGAAUAUUUUCGCCUCCUCCUGCUACUCAAGAGCCUGAUACCAAGGAGUUUGAUGCGAUCGAGCACGCUAACCCACUCUCGGCGUGCGCAGGGUUCCUGA